GCACGCUUUUGUGUGCGCCUCAGGACUGUAAGUUACAUGCGUGAACCACCUGCUUUGAUCAGUAAAGUGAGGGAAGAAUGAGCGGCGACGUGGAACGUGUGUUGAUCCAGCUCCAGGAUGAGAGCGGUGAGGUACUCGGAUCUCCCUUUGAUGUGCCACUGGACAUCAGCCCGGAUAAACUGCAGCUGGUCUGCAAUGCACUCUUACAGAAGGAGGAGCCUGUGCCAUUCCUGUUCUUUGUGAAGGAUUCAGAGGUGGUGUCCUCUUUGGGUACUUGUGUGCAGACUCUGGGGCUGGAGACGGAGCAGGUGCUUGCUGUGGUGUACCAGCCGCAGGCUGUGUUCCGUGUGCGGGCCGUAGCUCGAUGCACCAGCUCUUUAGAGGGCCACACAGAGGCGGUUAUCUCUGUAGCAUUCAGCCCGACGGGGAAAUAUCUGGCCAGUGGAUCUGGGGACACGACUGUGAGGUUCUGGGAUCUGAGUACAGAAACUCCACACCACACUGCUAGAGGCCACACACACUGGGUUUUAUCCAUUGCCUGGUCUCCAGAUGGCAAGAAGUUAGCAUCAGGGUGCAAAAACAGUCAGAUCUUCCUGUGGGAUCCAGUCACAGGAAGUCAGACAGGGAAGGCUUUGAUGGGACAUACAAAGUGGAUCACCUGGCUGUGCUGGGAACCUCUGCACAUGAACCCAGAGUGUCGGUAUUUGGCUAGCUCCUCUAAAGACGGCUCAGUUCGGAUAUGGGACACAGUUUUGGGUCGCUGUGACAAGAUCCUGACCGGCCACAUGCAGUCUGUGACGUGUGUGAAAUGGGGAGGAGAUGGACUCCUCUACACCUCAUCUCAGGACAGAACCAUUAAAGUCUGGAGAGCCAAAGAUGGAGUUCAGUGCCGUACUCUGCAAGGUCACGCUCACUGGGUCAACACAUUGGCCCUCAGCACCGACUAUGUUCUGCGCACUGGAGCAUUUGAGCCAGCGACUGCCACCAUAAAUCCUCAGGAUCUCAGUGGCUCUUUGGAAGAAAUUAAGGAGAAAGCUUUAAAGCGCUACAACAACAUCAGAGGUGAGAGUCAUGAGAGGCUGGUGUCAGGAUCAGACGACUUCACAAUGUUUUUAUGGAACCCAGCAGAGGAGAAGAAGCCAGUGGCCCGUUUGACGGGUCAUCAAGCGCUGGUCAACGAGGUGCUUUUCUCGCCGGACACAAGACUGAUAGCCAGCGCUUCAUUCGAUAAAUCAAUCAAGAUCUGGGAUGGAAAGACCGGAAAGUAUCUGACAUCAUUGCGCGGUCAUGUCGGGCCUGUGUACCAGGUGGCGUGGUCGGCAGACAGCCGUCUGCUGGUGAGUGGCAGCAGUGAUAGCACACUGAAGGUGUGGGACAUCAAGACAGGCAAACUGAACGUUGAUCUGCCAGGCCAUGCUGAUGAGGUUUUUGCAGUUGACUGGAGUCCUGAUGGGCAGAGAGUGGCCAGCGGUGGGAAGGACAAGUGUUUAAGAAUAUGGAGGAGGUAACAGCAGAAACCAGUAGCCCCUGGCUCUGCAUGCUACAGCCAAUCAGGUGUCUCAGUGCAACUGACGGCCCACACCACUGGACAAUGGACAGCUACGUCAGAGCAAGAAGCCUUAACCUCAUCGCUCAACGAAAUGGCUUGGACAGCUUCACAAUAGCUGAUAUAUAUAGAGCUUUCUGAUGUUGUCAGGGUAGUUGGAGAGAAUACAAUAAUAUGGCGACUUCCCUUUAUUUGUCUGAUGAAAUGUAGUGUCACUCACUCAAAUGAGCAAUUGCCUUGUAGAAUUUGCAGCCAAACUGACCCAGUCUAAUCUAUGUAAUCUUUUUUACACACACUCUCUUUGUAAUGAACUUAAUCCCUAAUGCUGUGAUACAGGCAGCGUUAACCGGGUCUGUUCCAGCACUGAGCGAUAACCAGCAUUGUCACAAUGGAUCGCACUGCAUCAGCAGAGACGUUUUCUCAUUAACCAAGCAGUAAAAGGAAUUUUAUGGGACCUGUGGUUUGUGUGUGGUUUUCUUAUCUUGAAUUAAGGACUGUAGAACAUCAAAGACUGUCGUUAUCACACAACACAUUUAGCCACAUGUUAUUCAGACAUCUGUGACGUUAAAGUUUAGAAUCUUAGAGCAGAAUUCAAAGGGUUCAGAUCAAAUUAUCAAUAGAAGCCUCACUCGUCAAGGUCAAAAGAACAGGAAAUCCACUCAAAAAAAGGUCACAUGGACAGAAAAUUUUACCUAUUUAGUUUACUGAAUUUGUGAAUUCAGCAAUCUGUUUGAGUGUUUUGAAGAAGCACAGGUUACAUAUCUGACACAAAACAAUAGCAUAACUAGCAUGAGUUGCUUUGGCAGAAUGGGUAACCUUUAGGAGACACUCAGGUUAACGACAAAGUUCAAUAUAAAAACAGUGCAACUAAAAGCAGCUUUCUGCUUAUAAAAAAAAAAAAAAAAAAUUACAAUUACAAAUAGCAAAAAGCAGCAAUGGUUCAGCUGUCCCCACUUUGGCAUGUUUCAGUGACUUCAGUAAUUGAGAUAGACAGAUGGCUUUAGAAGGCUUGAAUGGCCUGGAUUUGUAUGUGACAAUACCAGACAAUAUCAUUCAAGCAUGCAAGUUUUUUCAACACAAAUGUCUGGGCUUUAACCAGUUUUGUGUUGCAUGAAAACAGCUAGAUCCAUUUGAAUUUUUACAAAGCCACAAAAUACAUUUAAACCAUUUUCUGUACUAUUUUUAGUGUAACUAAAGCAUUAACUGUACAUGUAAACUGGGACAAAGGAAAAUGUGUAUUACCUGGAUAAUACUAAUGUGCAUAACAUUAGUUAAUGCAUUAGGUAUCAUGAACUAACAAUGAACAAUGUUGUUGCUUCACUUGUUAAUGUUCUUUUCUAAAUGUGCUAUUGUUUAUUGUUGGUUCAGAAUGCACUGACUUUUAAUGUAGAAAAUGUUUUUAGUAUGUAGAAAUUAACCACAUUAAUAAAUGCUGAAUUUUUCAUUCAUUAGUUCACCCAAACAUG
This is a messenger RNA of Myxocyprinus asiaticus (Chinese sucker), 3012 nucleotides long. RefSeq names its product notchless protein homolog 1-like. The transcript is spliced from 13 exons. Gene Ontology annotation, biological process: ribosomal large subunit assembly; Notch signaling pathway. Gene Ontology annotation, molecular function: protein binding. The coding region runs from base 78 to 1508 and encodes 476 amino acids. Lineage: Eukaryota; Metazoa; Chordata; Actinopteri; Cypriniformes; Catostomidae. The record is from RefSeq and is a predicted model, not a curated record. Gene Ontology annotation, cellular component: nucleolus.